Amphiprion ocellaris (clown anemonefish) is the source of this 1809-nucleotide messenger RNA. RefSeq names its product transmembrane serine protease 3a (gene tmprss3a). Gene Ontology annotation, molecular function: serine-type endopeptidase activity; protein binding. Bases 80 to 1678 code for a protein of 532 amino acids. Gene Ontology annotation, cellular component: membrane. The transcript has 14 exons. Lineage: Eukaryota; Metazoa; Chordata; Actinopteri; Pomacentridae. The record is from RefSeq and is a predicted model, not a curated record. Gene Ontology annotation, biological process: proteolysis.
GGAAAAGGAGAGAGGACGAACAAACCAGGGAGUUGGGGGUAAAGUCUUAGACAAGGUGCAGUCGAGUGUGGAUAAUGGCAUGAUGAUGAAAAGCUUUGCCGAGAUCAAUCCUGCUGCCAAUACUCUUGGCACAUCACCUCCUCCAACAGAACCUAAGGCUGAGGCACUCGAGCAACCAGACCUCUACAAGAUAGAGGUGAUCUCUGUGACGGAGGAAGACCUCCCCACUGUCGAGACCCCCAACACUCUGAAUGUCAGUCCGCUGGGCAGCUUUGCCACUGAUCCACAAUCAGAGAAAUAUCCAGCCAACCCUGCAGAACACCAGCCUCCGACUGCACCCAGCCCAACAAUGCCGAUCACCAAGGUGCAGCCAUUUAUCCACGAAGAUGACUUGGCAGAAGGCUGGAAGAACAGAGUGCUGGCCCACCGCUUGGAACUGCUCAUCACUUCAUGCAUCAUUGUUGUGAUCACUCUCACUCUCGGCAUUGGUCUUGGAGUCGGUCUGAGCUGUGUGGGGAAGUUUCGUUGUGGCUCAUCAUCUCAGUGCAUCAGCACUUUGGCUCAGUGUGAUGGAGUGGUGCACUGUGACAAUGAGGAGGACGAGCUCGGUUGCGUGCGUCUGAGUGGUAGAAGUUCAGUCUUGCAGGUUCAAAGAAAGGGAGAAUGGAAGACGGUUUGCUCAGAAGACUGGAACAACUGGUUGGGCAUCUCUGCCUGCAAGCAGCUGGGAUACUCCAGAUAUGUGGAGUCCUUCUUCAUCUCCCUGACAUCUAUUGAGCAGGACCUUCAGACCACCCUGGUGUCCAUCAACCAAAGCCAGUCACAGGUCAUUAAGCUCCAGAAUGCCGCAACCUUCAGUAAGACUCAGUGCAGCUCAGGGUUGGUGACCACUCUGAAAUGUUUGGAGUGUGGAUCUAGGCCACAGUACAACGCUCGUAUUGUUGGAGGUAACAUCUCCAAACCUGGUCAGUUCCCCUGGCAGGUCAGCCUCCACUACAAGAGCGAACACCUAUGUGGUGGCUCCAUCAUAACAUCCCGCUGGAUCCUCACUGCAGCACACUGUGUGUAUGGGUUUGAAGAUUCCUCACUGUGGGCUGUCCAUGUGGGACUGACAGAGCAGCUGAUCCAUGGAGCCCAAUCUCUGACUGUGGAAAGUAUCAUACACCAUGCUCGCUACCGGCCCAGAGGACUGAAUUACGACAUUGCACUGAUGAAGCUGGCCAGGCCACUUGUUUUUAAUGGUCUUGUGCAGCCCAUCUGCCUUCCCAACUAUGGAGAGGAGUUUAUGGAGGGCACCAUGUGCUGGAUCUCUGGCUGGGGAGCAACAGAGGAAGAUGGAGAGACCAGUGUGGUUCUGCGCUCAGCCAUGGUUCCACUCAUCUCCACCAAGACCUGUAACCAACCAGAAGUUUACAAGGGCUUAAUCUCCUCCUUGAUGAUCUGUGCAGGAUACCUGGAGGGAGGAAUCGAUUCCUGUCAGGGGGACAGCGGAGGUCCUCUGGCCUGUGAGGACUUGUCUGUAUGGAAGUUGGUGGGAGCGACCAGCUGGGGAAGUGGCUGUGCCUUGAGGAACAAGCCAGGAGUUUACACUCGCAUCACAAAGUCACUCAGUUGGAUCCACAAACAUAUGGAGAAAGAAGAGGCGCGCAGUACACCUGAUCUGAGCAAAGACAACUGAAUCACGAAGUUACUUCUAAAAAAUAAAACAAAAUAAAAAGAUACCUAUAGAGACAAACUGAAGUACUACCCAAGAGUACAAUCCUGUUUGGAGAUAAGAUAAGAUAAAGUUCUUUAUUUCUCCCCACGCCA